Molecule: messenger RNA, 1306 nt
Organism: Trichoderma asperellum CBS 433.97
Lineage: Eukaryota; Fungi; Ascomycota; Sordariomycetes; Hypocreales; Hypocreaceae
Source: RefSeq, a predicted model, not a curated record
GGGCUUAAGGACCUGGCUCAAUUAGGAAGACAUGACUGGCGUUAUUCUGAGGCCGCAUGGCCUUUGGAUAGAUAAAAUGUCUAGCCUUCCCCGAGUCGAGGAAACAUCUUCUCGUUUCUUCAUCGCUAGUCUCCAAUUGUUUCGGCAGUUGUCCUUUUCCCUCUUUUUUCUGUUUCUUUUUUCCAUUCGCUUCACGAGCAGGCACUCGCUAUACCAGCCUUUAAAGACAAUAACAACUUGGUUGAUUCAAGUUAACAGCCCCUAUUUACGAGUAUAAAGUCAGAUUUUCAAUAAUUUACCAAUACCGUCAAGAUGAAGUUUGGUUCCUGGUUAGCUUUGGCCACAGCGCCUCUGGCUAUCGCCACCAAGGUCCAGAAUGCCUACCCGGACAACGCUGCCCGAGGAAAGGAAAUCGAUUUGGAUGAGAAAGCCAUCGCUAUUGCCAAUGGCAUGGCUGGCCACGGCCUCACCGCCGACGCAAACACCGAGAUUGUCAUCAUCUGGGUCAACCCUGGUAGCGGUGCCGCUACCACAACGAUUAACCAGAAGGUUACCGUGACCCAGACAGUGACCGUCGGAGGGCAGACAUCGACUGCCGUCGCUCCCGGCGCCACACACACCGUCACUGUUGGAGGAGCUGCUGGUCUUGCCUACUCUCCUCCUCAGCUCGACAACAUCCCCAUUGGCGAUACCGUCGUUUUUGAGUUCCAGUCCAAGAACCACACGGUUACCCAGUCUGCCUUCAACACUCCUUGCAAGAAGCUUGAAGGUGGUAUGGACUCUGGUUUCCAGCCCAACCCCAACAACACCGUCUCUCCUCCUCCCCAGGUUGCUAUGCAGGUUAUGGUCUCUACUCCUCUCUGGUUCUACUGCCGACAGGCUGGCCACUGCGGUAAGGGAAUGGUUUUCUCCAUUAACCCUACCGCUGCCAAGACCCAGGCUAUGUUCCAGCAAAUGGCCAUUGCUCAGAACGGCACUGGCUCUGCUACUCCCAUCACUGGUGGAAGUGGCGCUCCUGCUCCUCCUCCCGCCCAAUCGUCCGCUGCUGCCGCUCCUCCUGCUGCCGCUCCUCCUCCCGCUAGCUCCGGCACUGUCACCACUGGCCAGGGCAGCGUUGGUGCUGAUGGAAGCUGCUCAUGCACCUGCCAGUGCGCUCCUGGUAGCUUUCCCGUGAAUGCUGCCCAGGGUGUUGGCGCUCAUGGUGGCUGGGGUGGCUCUCUCCCCAUGAACAUGGCCGCUAUCUCAUAAGCGGUUUGAUACGAUAGUAAAUGAGGGGGACGUUGGCUUGGAGGUGUUCAAUAAAAAA